AUGAAGAUUGAUGAACUUCAAGCAUCUCUCACAGCUUAUGAGAUGAGAGUUGGUCAUCCUACUUUGCAUAGAAGAGAAACAGAACUCAAAGCCAAGGAGAAUGUUAAAGAAGAUGAGUCUAAGUCAGAAGAUGAUCUUGAAGAGGAUGAAGUGGCGUACCUUGCUAAGAAAUUAAGAAAAUUCAAGUUUAAAAGGAAAUCUCAGUUGCAAAAUCUAACAUGCUAUGGGUGUGGCAAGCCUGGUCAUAUUGUAUCUAAGUGUCCUAACUCUAAAGGGCAAACUCAGAGAAAGUUUGAAGGACUUAACAACAAAGGAAGGUUUGGAAGAAAAGCCUUAUUUUCAGACUGGGAAACAGCCAUUGAAGAAGAAGAGAAACCUAAAGAAGCUCAAGAAGAUGAAUGUUUAUUCAUGGCCAUUCUAGAACCAUCAAAAGAUUCUGUUGAAACUGAAGAAGAUACUGACACAGAGAUUAAGGAAAUUCUGGAAGAAUCUGCUAAGAUUAAUCAAAAACACUCAACAUUUGUGAAGGCCACCACUGGAGAAGUAUAUGCAAGAUAUCCCAUUGUAAAACCUUUGAGAUCAAGGUUUAAUAUUUUUGAUAACAUCCAAUAUCCUUUGAGUUUCAAUCAGAGAGACUUUGUUACAUCAGUUGCAAGGAACUUCAAGAUCACUAAGAUGUAUAUGAAGAAGUCAGACCUAACUCAAGGAGUGAAAGUUAAAAAUAAAGGGUCAGUGGUGAAAUCUAAGAUGAUGUGGAUCCCCAAGAAGCUGAACUCUAUAAGUCUUCUUAUGUAUACAGCUUUUAAAGCCUGUAAUACUCAGGAUAAAUGGUAUGUUGACAGUGGCUGUUCGAGACACAUGAUAGGUGAUGGUUCCAAAUUUAACUCCUUACAGCAGUUUGAUGGUGGAAAUGUUAUAUUUGGAAACAAUCAAAGAGCUAAGAUUGUUGGAAUUGGCACUAUGAGUAACUCUAAAGAAUUACUAGAGAUUCAAGAAGUUCUAUUGGUUGAAGGGCUUAAACAUAAUCUCCUAAGUGUAAGUCAAUUGUGUGAUAGUGGGAAAGAAGUCUGUUUUAACAAAGAAAGAUGCAAUGUGAUUGAUCUGGAAUAA
Messenger RNA from Cornus florida, 1110 nucleotides. RefSeq lists its product as uncharacterized. NCBI's taxonomy places the organism in Eukaryota, Viridiplantae, Streptophyta, Magnoliopsida, Cornales, Cornaceae. The transcript is spliced from 2 exons. Gene Ontology annotation, molecular function: nucleic acid binding; zinc ion binding. Bases 1 to 1110 code for a protein of 369 amino acids. The record is from RefSeq and is a predicted model, not a curated record.